AUGUUUAAACAACUAUAUUUGCUUCAAAUUCAUCUAAUGCUUUCUGGAAACACUCUCACUCUUUGUUCACUUAUCAUGCCUUCCUCUAUUAAAAAUUCAAGUUUAACAGAAGAUAGUUCAAUUAAUGAAGAGAAUUCUUUAUCUACUGAUGAAAAGUCUAACCUUGAUAAAAUAGAUAAAGGAUGUUGUGAAGAAAUAAUUCCUAAAUACCCAAAAGAACAAGUUCCUAAAUUCAAAUUUAAACAUUGGAAUGAAACAAACCUUCAAGUUGAACUUCAAUCUAUCUGUCUUUGUUUAUUAUCUGCACAUUGCAAAAUUGUUGUUGGUAAACCAAAUAGAUAUAGUUCAUUAACAAAACAAUUUGUAAAGAUCAAAGAAAUAGAGUUUAAUAGAUUUGAUAGUAUUAAUGUAAUAAAAUUUACAAAAGAUAGAGUCUCUAUGAAAAUGUGUCUUGAAUGUUCAAAACAAAAUAUUAAUGCAAAAACUGCACUAAGAAGGCUUCAACCAAUCAAGAAGAAAAUAGUUAUGAAUCUUCUUAUUGAUUUAUUAAUCGAAUUUGGAUAUUUAUUUGAAAUACAAAAAGAGACUAAAGAAGGUUAUGAAGGAUUAGUACGUAUCUUUCAUAAAAAUACUUUAUUAAUGGAAACAAAAGAAGUUAGAGAAAAAGGUCAUCAAUACAAUAUAAAAAUUACUUCUCAACUUGCUCAAACAACACCUCUCACUCUUACUCCUUCUUUCUUCAAAGAUAAUUGA
Messenger RNA from Entamoeba nuttalli P19, 753 nucleotides. RefSeq lists its product as hypothetical. Bases 1 to 753 code for a protein of 250 amino acids. The record is from RefSeq and is a predicted model, not a curated record. NCBI's taxonomy places the organism in Eukaryota, Evosea, Mastigamoebida, Endamoebidae. The transcript has a single exon.